Molecule: messenger RNA, 2605 nt
Organism: Pseudomyrmex gracilis
Lineage: Eukaryota; Metazoa; Arthropoda; Insecta; Hymenoptera; Formicidae
Exons: 5
Coding region: 71-2095 (674 amino acids)
Source: RefSeq, a predicted model, not a curated record
CGCGAACGUUUCUGAUGACUUGUUGAAUUUAUUCAGUAAACAUCAGAUCGCGCGGCAAUCGAUAUCUAUCAUGGAUAUGAAGAAAUGGGCAGAAACAAGGGCCGAGCGAACAUGCCGUUUCUGCAACAAAGUAUUCUGUUGUGUAAAAUGUCGCAAUCGUCAUACAAGUAAGGAACAUCCCGAUUUGAACAUCAAUUGUUCACUAUGCGCUUCUAAAACUCUGCCAAUGCGACAGUUCGAAUUUGAAAAAUUAGAUCUAGAGGAUAAGAAAUUGUUGUGUCAUAUAGUUGAAAAGCACUUGCCGUUACGUUGCCAGCUGUGCAGUGACUUAUUCGAGUCAUUAGAAGAUUUGCAAUCCAUCGGCGCAUGCAAGUGGAAGUCUCAACAUUGGUCUUUCAUAUCGCCGACGGGUUUCCAACUUCAGAAGUCGAAUCAGUGUCUGUUGAGCGACAUUGACGAUAGCAGAUUUAUCACACCAUCCGAAAUCCUUCGGAAAACAAGUACGCCGAUGCUUGUCGGGCAAAAGACCAGUUUUGAAUAUCAUACACCUUGCGUGCCAAACUUCAGCUUGAAAACGCCGAAAUCAAAUUCGCUAUCGAUCACGCAGAGUAACGCGAAGUCGUCCUCGCAGCACAUUAACACCGGCGACACAGAUUUCUUCAGCGCAAUUGAUAAUAUAACGCCUAUUUUGAUCAGCAAGAGCGAGUUUUCCAAUUCCGUCAAAAACCUGGACAUCAUGGAGGAACAAAAUGAGGACGUGAAUAAAAUAAAUACGAAGAUAGUUGCAGAUGAGAACCGAGUGUCUUCCACUAUAAAUACGGAUCUGACGUGCUCGAAUGUUGAUGUUGUUUUGCAAGACUCGCUGGCGUCAGAUGUCACUCGCGAAAGAUUGUGCAGAGCGCUGGAUGUCGUAAAGAAAGUGAGGUUUUCCGAUCAGUUUAACUCCCUUACGGAAAUGGAAAGUCUGAAGGAGUCUCAUAUGAGGGAUACAUCGAUGGAAGAAGAGUUUUACGACGCUCAUGAUAUCAAUAUACGAAACACGAAAAAUACAGAGAAAGAUAAAGAAGAAACUACAGAAAGUGCGAAGACUAUAGAGGAUAAACAAAAUACAGAGAAUACAAAAAACAGUCACGAACAGAGAAAGUGUUCUUUACUAGAACAACCGUUGGAAAACUCUUCAGCUAAUUCAAAUAUUAAAAUUAUUUUGAACAACACAUCGAACACGCAGAAAGAUGAUCAGAUUUUUGACAAUACCACAAAAACGCAAAAAGAAAACCAAAAUCCUAAUAAGAAAAUCAGCACUAGUGACUCAUCAGUUACGAAUCAGCAAAGUUCCAACAGGAUGCUGAUGAUGGUAGUAAUGGAGAACAACUCAGGAAUGUUGAGCACCGAUCUCGUGCCUUUGAUUAGUUCAAGUCUGCAGAAGCUGCAUGAGCAGCUUGCAUCAACAAGUUGUCAGUCAUGUCCGAGUGUGACUGAAUCUUUAGACAGUGGUAAUGUACGUAGAAGAUCUAUCUUGAAAAUGGAAAUGAGCGUCUCAACUGUCGAUACUUAUUUAGUAAACAAAGAGAAACUUACGACUCAUCAAGAAGUUCUGUCGUCUUCGUCGUUACCUGUGCAGAAAUGUGAAAGUAACAACAAUGGUGGAUUUUUGACAGCUGUCGCGCAAGCUAUGAAACACGCCUUCAAGAGUUUUUCUAUUUUGAGCAAUCCGACAAGAAGAAGUAUUCGAGGAACCGAAGUAGUCGAGCAACAAAAGAUUAUUACGAAAUCGACAACUUCACAGGAAGUGACUGACGAUCAAGUCUCUACAUCCUCCGUCAACAACCAGACGCGUCCUGGUAAACGAAACCGCGAAGUCAGCGAACCAACCACAAGAAUGGAUUCCAGAACUCCUCUAGCAAAACGUCACAAAGCGUGGUACACGAUGAUCAAAGGACGUCAGCCGAUUGACAGAAUGCGGGAGAGUCGUGUGUCAAAAUCGCCCAGAGGAGUAUCUACAGAAACGCAAGUUUUUAGUCAAGGUUCUUUAACAGUACGCGACACAAUUAUUCCGCUUCCUACUAGAGCUCAUCAGUCUUCGCAAACUGAAUAAACAAUUCAGUUUUCUAUACAAAUAUAAAACAUAUUGCGUAAACAAAGUAACUGAAUUUUUAAAAAUUGAUAAAAUUUAUUCGGAGAAUUACAUGUAUGUCUAAAACUUAUAUCUAUAGAAUGUUUCACUGGAAGAUUUUAAUGACAAAUUCUUUGAAAUAUUCUAAAGUUCGUAUCAAAGAUUACGGAUUAGGAUUGAGAGAUAAGCAAUUAAAAAUCAUCAAUUACAGCGUAAAACUAGCACUUAAAAUAUCUUUUGGUGGUUUAGAAACACCUUGUAUAAACGUAUAAAGUAAAAUGUUUAAAUGUUAAGUUAUGCGUGUGUGUGAGUAUGCGUGCGAACUUAUUGGAGACUGAUAAAUACUCGAAUCACAUUUUUGCAGUUUUUUGUUUCUAUGUAAAAAUAUUAACUAUUAUUGUAAUCGUUACAACUUGAUCUUGUUACUUGAUCUUGUUACUUUUCUUCUUCUAUAUAUUUCUAUCGUAAAUUUUGUAAUAAAGAAACUUUCGU